This is a messenger RNA of Magallana angulata, 5631 nucleotides long. RefSeq names its product kinesin-like protein KIF27. Gene Ontology annotation, biological process: mitotic spindle organization; microtubule-based movement. Gene Ontology annotation, molecular function: ATP binding; microtubule binding; microtubule motor activity. The transcript has 38 exons. The record is from RefSeq and is a predicted model, not a curated record. The coding region runs from base 155 to 4363 and encodes 1402 amino acids. Lineage: Eukaryota; Metazoa; Mollusca; Bivalvia; Ostreida; Ostreidae.
GCGCAAUAAAUUCUUUCAUACUUUCUGUUGUUUACAUCGAAACCUGAAGAAGUAUGAAUAAAAUGGAUUUUCUAACGUUCAUCUUUUGGAAUUAAGGUAUUUCUGUGAAGAUGAAUGCAUUGAUGUAGUUUGAAAGAUACUUUGUUUCUAAAAGAUGGAAACUAAAAUGGCAACACAACAGGAAAUGAAUGUCAGAGUGGCAGUUAGGGUUCGGCCACUUCUGCCAAAGGAGAGAGUGUCUGGAGAAGAAAUGUGUGUAAGAACCAUGCCAUCUAGUAAUCAACUCGUGCUAGGGAAGGACAGAGGAUUUACAUUUGAUUAUGUUCUCUCAUCCAAAACAACACAGGAAGAGGUAUACAAGUCUUGUGUGGAAUCUCUGGUCAGAAGUAUAUUUGAGGGAUACAAUGCAACAGUUUUUGCUUACGGACAAACAGGCUCUGGUAAGACAUACACUGUGGGAGGGGGAAACAUGAAUUCCAUCACUGAGGAGGAGUAUGGCAUCAUCCCCAGGGCUCUCAAAGACAUGUUUGAUUACAUGCAGGCCAACAAAGAGAUGGAAUACUCGGUCAAGGUCUCCUACAUAGAGAUAUACAAAGAGGAGCUACAAGAUCUGCUGGACAUUGAGACCCCUGCCAACAAUCUCCAUGUCAGGGAGGAUGAUAAAGGCAACACUGUGAUUAUUGGGGCGAGGGAGGUGGAGUGUGAGACUCUCGAUGAUGUAAUGAGUUUGCUCGAGUCAGGCUCAUCUGUUCGACACACAGGGUCAACUCAGAUGAAUGAGCAGUCCAGUCGAUCUCACUCUGUUUUCACUGUUAACAUUGGUCAAAAAUGGUCUGAAAAUGAUGUCAUGGCAGAGAAAAGAAAGCAAAGUGAAAGUACAGAAUCUUUGGAUGAAGGAGAGUUGCCGUCUAAAGAUAUUACACACACCAUGUUUGGAAAGUUUCACUUUGUUGACCUAGCAGGAUCAGAGAGAGCUCACAGGACAGGAAAUGUGGGGGACAGAUUCAAAGAAUCUGUACAUAUAAACUCGGGUUUGCUGGCCUUGGGUAAUGUGAUCAGUGCUCUAGGGGACCCCAAGAAGAAGGCCACACACAUCCCGUACAGAGAGUCCAAGAUUACCCGUCUUCUUAAGGAUUCUCUCGGAGGGAAUGCCAAGACCUUGAUGAUUUGCUGUAUAAGUCCAUCCUCGGCUAAUUUGGAUGAAUCCCACAAUGCACUGAAAUAUGCUAACAGGGCAAGAAAUAUAAAGAAUACACCUGUAGUAAACAGAGAUGUGCAGUCAAUUCGCUUUGAAGAAAUGCAAACUGAGAUUAAGGCCCUGCGUGAGGAGUUGGUGAGACAAAGGACAUCCAUGUUGAGUAAUGGCUGCGGAGACUCGGUCUACAACCCAGAAAAAGCCAUGCAGGAUGCACUACAGAUGAAGAAGCUCGAGGACCAUGUCAUCAGGCUACAGACAGAGUGCUCCCACUACAAGAUGAUAGCAGAGGAGGCGUAUAGACAGCUGAUAGAAAUCCAACAAAAAGACAUCCUGUCUAAGAGUCAGGACGUCCGGCUCAAGGACUGGCUGGACUUAAUGGAGGAGAUUAAGAACAAGGUGCCAGCCACCCUAACAAAGGAGGAGUUGGAGAAUCAGACAAUUCGAGAUCUACAGUCCCAGCUGAAUAAGUGCAGAGAAGAUCUCAAAAGUGAUGAGGAAAUCUUUGCAGAGAAAAACAAGGAAUUUAAUGGACUUAGUGAGAGAAACGAAGAUCUGGGUAACUUGUUAGAGGAAAGCAACAAGAGGCUAUCAGAGGCUGAGAACCAGAUUAAAAAACAGGAGCACCAGUUGAUAGAGCAGCAGAUUAAGAUUGAGGAACUGAACAGAGCUCUCAAGGAGGAUAUCCGUGACAGUGUCAUUAUGACAAACCAGGAUGAGCUGUUCAGUGAGAGCAGUAUCAUUGAGGAAGAGGCGGUGACCUCCAGUGCCCCCGCUGGAAUGACCGGGGGUCAGAGACCCAAGUCCGUGCCCGUCCAACUGUCCAGGAGACCGGAUGCCUACCCAGGGCUGAGACCUCCCUCCAGAAAUAUCAAGACCAGCCCGGCCCUGUUCACACUGGAGCGGGUGAUGAAGAGCUUCAGGGCGCGCAGUCAGCUACUGGUCAGUCGGCUGGAGGACAGCGAUGAAGUCAUGCAUCAGACAUUUGAGGAAGAGGAGGACGUGAAGGCAGCCAUAGGUAGCAGUCUUGGAGAUGGCAGUAAGUUUACGAGAAAAGGAACUUAUAAAGUUAAGAGAGGCAAGACAGAAGACAAUAAAGAAAACAAUGGAGACCAGAUGAAUGUCCCCUCUAUCAGGAUCAGUAAACCAUUGUUUAGGGGAAGCCUGUCCUCGUCAGCUGGUGACACGGUGUACGAUACAGUAGAAGAUCGCCUCAGAAAGAGCAUCAACACCCAGCGUAAAAUCAAGGAAACCCAGAUCAAGAUGUCGGAGGACCACCAGAAAAUGAGGGACCUCUCCAUCAACAUCAGAAUGAAGGAACAGCUUAUUAAAGAACUAGUGAAGACAGGAAAGGAUGCAGAAACCCUCAAUAAACAGUAUGCUGAUAAAAUCAAGCAUUUAGAGAGGGAGAAGGAGAAGACUCGCUCAGAGCUGGAGGAGACCCAAAAAGUGUUGACCGAUCUAGAGUCCAACAAACACCAGGAGAAGAUUGAAAAGCAGCGACUUCAGCAAGAAUACAAGAAGAAAAUAGAACUGGCAAAAGCCAAAAUGUCGGCCAUUCAGAGAAAACAGAAGGAAACAGAGAAAAUUGCCAACUUCUCGGCACAGAACAGCAAAAAGAUUUCUGAUUUGGAAAUGCAGGUGGAUAGGAUGAGACAACAGCAGGAUCAGCUCCAGAAACGCCUCAAGGACGAAUCAGACAAGAAAGGCAGACUAGAGAAAGAAAUGCAGAAGGAAGCACAGAAAGUCAAGGACUUACAGAAAAAGAACGAGCAGCAACAGAAACUGCUGAAGAAGAAAAAUGAGGAGAUAGCUGCUGCCCAGAGGAAACUGAGGACAGGUUCCCUGCCUCCCAUCCAAAUUGAUGAUAUAGAAAAGAUGGAGGAGCAAAGGCGUUGGCUUGACAACGAGGUGGAAAAAGUGGUGGAACAACGACGACAGGUGGAAGAGCUAGAGGAGAUGGUUAAAAAGAGAGAAGAAAUUGUUAGUAAAAAGGAGGCCAUAUUGAAUGAGAAGAGUGAAUUAGAAAUGAAGAAGUUGCGAUCAAGUCAAGUUAUAAACAAGAACAUCUUGACUGUGUCCACUAAGUUGGAUACAGUGGACAGGAUGAUUGAUGAGAAGAACAGGGAACUAGCCCACACACCACAAGGGGACCAGCAAAGAGUGCGUGAGGAGCUGGGACUGUUACAGAGCAACAGAGACACACUGCAGAAGAAGAGGGCAGUUCUCGAGGAGAAGCUUCAGGAGGGCAAACUAUUAUCUGGUCAGGAGGAGCGAAGAAUGAUAGAGUUAGAUGAGGCCAUUGAAGCAUUGGAUGCUGCCAUUGAAUACAAGAACGACAACAUCAGUAGCAAGAAACUGGAAUUUAGACACUCCCAAAUUCUUUCUCAGAGUGAGGAUUCAAUCACAAACAGGCUGAAUGCUUUGUCAGCUGUAGAAACCAAAACACUGUUGUCCAAAUACUUUGAAAAAGUCAUCAAUUUACGAGAACAAGAGAGAAAAACUGAGCUCCAAUGCAGUGAAAUGGAGGUUAAGCUGGAUGAGCAAGAGCGCUUGAUUCGAGAACUAGAGGGGGCGCUACAGAGGGCGGCAGUGGAGGUGGAUCGCCGGCUGACCAAACAGCAGAGGGAGUAUGAACAGAAGAUGCAACUGCUGAUGCACCAGAUCACCACCAGUAGCACCGCAGUGGAGGAUCAGCCAGUGACGGAAACCACAGAGUCAAAAAUUCACAGGCUUGAAAAAGACCUUUAUUUCUACAAAAAGACAAGUAGAGACCUAAAGAGAAAGCUGAAAGACCUGAUAGCAUCAGGAACCAUUCGAUCUCAAGAUAUGGGAUUGAAUUCAUUACAAAGCUCCGUUGAUGAACAAGAGUUCCCUCCCAUGUCAAACAACCACUCGCACAUUCCAGGCUCUCUCAACCGUGAAAGAGAGAGCCGCCCACUGAGUGGAAGAAGUGACAGUUCUCGACCAAACUCCGCACGGAAUGCCGUGGUGACACACACUAGUAUAACUCCAGUCAAAAUAUCUAGAAAUAAUCUCCGCCUGAUGUCAGAGAAGGAGGUGUCAGUCCGGCGGUCAAAUCUCAGCACCAGUCAACAGAGUGUGGGAUCUCCACCCCCUCCACACGAUUCUCUAGACCCUGGUGGAGGAAACAACCCAUGGGGCUGAAGCUUUUAAUCAAAUAGAUCUGUAUUAUUUUAUGUGUUCAUUAUAACAUGAUGGUUGGUGCUGUCUGUAUUAUGCCAUGAAUUAUUUCCCCCUGUCCACCAGAGCCGAGGCAAAAGCUGUACAGAACAGUUGAUUGAUCUCUCUGUCCUGGGAAAAAGGGAUACAAGGAUAACCACGGGAUACAGGAACAUCCUGGGAUACAGGAACAUCCCGGGAUACAAGCUCAUGUUCCAGGAAGUAGCCGCAAAGAGACCUCACCAAAGCGGGCAAUCUGUUCCUGUACAGUACGAGUCAAUUUCCCUUGUGACAAUUCUAGUUUAUCAAGUCAUUUGCAAUGAUAUUUAGUGAACUGCUGUAAAGGUUUCUUUUUUUUAAAACCAGUUUGAAAUGAAAAUUUUGUGAACAUAUAGAAAUACACGUGUAUUUUGUUUAAUUAUUACAAGGAUUUUUGAGGGGCACUUUAUGCUUACCUAUUUUGUUUAUUGUGAAUUUACCAUAAUAUAAUUUAUUAUUACAGUGUAGGUAUGGAAACCUAUAUUCAUGUACAUGUAUUAUGAAAUGGCAAACUUAUCUGUACAGAUGGUGUAAAUGUAGUGUGAAAUCCACAUUAAACAUAUGUAUCAACAAAAUCCAUACACAGUAGUAUGGGUGUCAUGUUUGAUAUAGUAUCAGUGCUUGCUCCGUCCCUCAUUCUGAUUCUUCCUCUUUGUGUGUGUGUAUUUAUUGAUUGUCCAUGAUAACCUACGAUACAUAUAUACAUUACGUGUACGUUGUAUUGGCAGCAUGUUUUGUGUGGUGGGCAGAGCCCCAGGAUCUUAUUCUGUCUCAGACUAGACCAUAGAUUUUAACGAUCUCUCUCUUCUGAUGCUAAACUGCCAUUAAGUAUUGGAUCUUUUAAUUAAUUAACAUGAUAACUUGAUUAUCUGUGAGUCCUGAGACUUCUGGUAACAAUUUUCUGAUUAGUGCUGUGUUCAUAACUAGAUAACCACUUGUCAUGUUUUACAGGUAGUGCUACUUGAUACCCUGAUCUGGUUUUAUUUCUAUUUUUUUAUACUUGCUGUAGUUAUCAAACAGUUAAUGAUGUAUUAUAACUAACUGAUGCAGUUAGGCGCAUGGAGUGUAGUCAGACACCAGUUCACUGUUAUGUGUUGUUAUAAGCUAGUUUUACAAUUUUGUUCCAUUUUCUUGAAAUAAUUCACUGUCACAAAGAACAUAAGAUGCUAUAUUUAUUGAAAUGAAUAAUAAAAGGUUGAAUCUCUCUAUAUAAA